AUGAAGCGUAAGCCCUCAAGGGCUGGCACCCGCAGCGUCACCACCCUCACCGCUACCCAGCUCGAACGCAAACGCGCCAGCGAUAGAGAAGCCCAGCGCGCCAUUCGCGAGCGGACCAAGAACCAUAUCGAGUCUCUAGAGCGCCGGAUUAUAACCCAGGACGCCGACAGCGAAUUAAGGCUCACUGAGCUCUUGCAAAGAAACAAUGAGCUGGAGAACAAGAAUGCCGUGCUGCAGACGCGGCUGAGCCAUGCUCUCGCCUCGUUAGAAUAUGCAGAUUCCUAA
Messenger RNA from Mytilinidion resinicola, 285 nucleotides. RefSeq lists its product as uncharacterized. The transcript has a single exon. NCBI's taxonomy places the organism in Eukaryota, Fungi, Ascomycota, Dothideomycetes, Mytilinidiales, Mytilinidiaceae. The coding region runs from base 1 to 285 and encodes 94 amino acids. The record is from RefSeq and is a predicted model, not a curated record. Gene Ontology annotation, biological process: regulation of DNA-templated transcription. Gene Ontology annotation, molecular function: DNA-binding transcription factor activity.